AUGGAUCUUCCAAGCAAGUAUCAUCCAAAGACACAUACACCAGACAUAGAUAUCAAUAUCAUAGGCACUCCAAGCAUUGAUCUCGAAUCGCUAGGUCACAUAAGAGUCCGUGAGAGAAAACAUUAUGAUCUGGACAUGGUACAAUUGAUGUUGAUCCCUAUGAUAGAAACUUCAGCGGGAAAUUGCGACUUCGCGAGGAUGGCCAAAGAAUGCUCCACUAAAAGCAACAUGUGUUUUUUGUGGUGGGCCGGAAAAUGGAGGGCAGAAGGUAAUAACAACGUCAAACAACAGCGCAGACAGCAAUAUGAUGGACUCUUCUCAUAA
This is a messenger RNA of Sclerotinia sclerotiorum 1980 UF-70, 324 nucleotides long. RefSeq lists its product with no specific name. The transcript is spliced from 2 exons. The record is from RefSeq and is a predicted model, not a curated record. NCBI's taxonomy places the organism in Eukaryota, Fungi, Ascomycota, Leotiomycetes, Helotiales, Sclerotiniaceae. Bases 1 to 324 code for a protein of 107 amino acids.